Messenger RNA from Cuculus canorus (common cuckoo), 7370 nucleotides. RefSeq names its product shisa family member 6 (gene SHISA6). The record is from RefSeq and is a predicted model, not a curated record. The transcript has 6 exons. The coding region runs from base 179 to 1831 and encodes 550 amino acids. Gene Ontology annotation, biological process: regulation of short-term neuronal synaptic plasticity; regulation of AMPA receptor activity. Gene Ontology annotation, cellular component: dendritic spine membrane; AMPA glutamate receptor complex; postsynaptic membrane. Lineage: Eukaryota; Metazoa; Chordata; Aves; Cuculiformes; Cuculidae.
CGGCAUGGUAAGGCUGCGGGGCGGGGGGGCGCCCUCCGCGCCGCGCUCUCACGCUCCUCUCUCCGUCUCUCGCAGCCCCUCUCCGCCGGAGCCCCGCGGCGCCCUCCGCUGAGGAUCCCUCCGCGCUCCAUGGGGCGCUGAGCCCCUCGCCUCCCCCCCCCGCCCCCUCCGCCCCGCCAUGGGGCCGCGGCACCUGCUGCUGCUGCCGCCGCUGCUGCUGCUGCUGCUCGCCCCGCGGCCGCCCCCCGCGCUGCCCGCCGCGCCGCCCCGCCACAAGGGCAACCGCACGCAGGGGGCGGCGGCGCGGCGGACCCCGAGGCCGGGCAAGGAGCCGCUGAACCAGACCGUAGCGGCCGCGCUGCCCUCGGCGCCGCCCGGGCGAGGGAAGGCGGCGGGGGGCGGCUCGGCCCCGGCGUACGAGACCUGCUGGGGGUACUACGACGUGAGCGGGCAGUGGGACAAGGAGUUCGAGUGCAACAACAGCCUGACGGGCUUCCGCUACUGCUGCGGCACCUGCUUCUACCGCUUCUGCUGCAACAAGCGAGCCGAGAAGCUCAACCAGAGCCUGUGCCGCAACUACAAGAGCCCCGAGUGGGCGCACCCCACCACGGCCGGCGGGGCGCUGCCCGCGGACGGCGGCGACGGCGGCGACGGGGACGCCGACAAGUACGACCCGGACAAGGACAGCACCAACGCCACCGUCUACAUCUCGUGCGGGGCCAUCGCCUUCGUGCUCAUCGCCGGGGUCUUUGCCAAGGUGGCCUACGACAAGGCGAGGCGGCCGCCCCGGGAGAUGAACAUACACAGGGCUCUGGCUGACAUCUUAAGGCAGCAGGGACCAAUCCCAAUAGCACACUGUGAAAGAGAGACUAUCUCGGCCGUAGAUACCUCCCCCAAAGAAAACACCCCCGUCAGGACAUCUUCCAAAAACCAUUAUACCCCUGUGCGCACCUCCAAAAGCAACCCAGGUCCCUAUGGAAAGGAUAUUUAUCGAAGCGGAGGGCCAGAUCUCCAUAAUUUCAUCUCCUCCGGGUUUGUCACAUUAGGAAGAGGACACACGAAGGAUGACCAAGAACAAAAUUAUAAUCACCUGAUACUAAACAGUGCCACCCAGACACCUACACAUGACAAGCCACGAAUGAACAACAUCCUUACUUCUGCCACCGAACCCUACGAUCUGUCCUUCUCCCGGUCGUUCCAGAACCUCUCUCACCUCCCACCAUCCUAUGAGUCUGCCGUCAAGACAAACCCAAGUAAAUAUUCUUCUCUGAAGAGACUAACUGACAAAGAGGCUGAUGAAUACUACAUGAGGAGGAGACACCUGCCUGACCUGGCAGCCCGGGGCACACUCCCUAUCAAUGUCAUCAAAAUGUCUCAACAGACCAACCACAGGGACAGGCCCCGCCGUCCCAUCAGGGCCAUGUCCCAGGACAGAGUGCUGUCUCCUGAGAGGAUCAUGCCCGAGGAGUUUAGCAUGUCCUAUGAACGGAUCCUCUCAGACGAGCAGCUUCUGUCUGCAGAGCGCCUCCACUCCCAAGACCCCCUGCUCUCCCCGGAGCGGUCGGGGUACCCCGAGCAGUCUAUGUCACGGGCAUUGUCACACACAGACGUCUUUGUAUCAACACCUGUCUUGGAUCGCUACAGGAUGACAAAAAUGCACUCCCAUCCUAGUGCCUCAAAUAACUUGUACAAUACCUUAGGUAUGAACCCAACCUCCGCCAAGCGCCAAGCGUUCGCCUCCCGACGGCACAACACGGUAGAACAACUGCAUUAUAUUCCAGGACACCACCAUCACUAUCGCACAGCGAGCAAAACAGAGGUGACUGUUUGAUAUGACCUCGUGCAUUGUAGAUAUUCAUUGAGGACUGGGGUGGCCACAGCACCCCAUACUGCAGUGGCCUUAUCGGCCAAGGUAACCUCUAAUAACUCAGUGUCUGAAAAGACUUCUCUGACGGUCCCAUCCACGUUGUUGUUUUUAAAUCCACCCCUUCAUUGGUGACAUAAGAAGAACCCAAGCAAGCAAACAGAUGAUAGGGAGGAUAAUAGAGGAAAUUUCCUGACGUGCAUCAGUUUCUGUCAAAGAAAGCCAUAGUACUAGAUGGCUCCUUCCAAGGGCUCAUCAACAUUAUCUCAUCAUUUUUAUGAGUUUAGGACUUUUCAGUUGCUACAAGUAGAAGCGUUCUCAUGAAGCCCAAGACAGGGAGGAGGAAAUGCGGCACCCCGUCCUAGCAGGAAGGGGCCCUGUUCUUGAUCCUCAUGCCAACUCUUAUGUUUGGUCUCUCUGUAGCAAGAAGGUGAGCUUCUGGCUGCUGGGGAUCCCCUCCAGACUGCUUGAUAUCAGCCAGCACCCAUACAGCUGUUCUUCCUCACCCUUGGAGCCAAUUCAAGGGCAGACUUUCCUAGGGGACUGGCAGAUCUAGGGACAAGAAUAGCCUCGCUGAGAAAUCAAGUUUUAGUUUAUAUUAAAUAUACUCAUAAGAUACAAAUAUACUAGUGCCUACAAAUCGCCUGCUCUCUCAGUGUAGGAAGUAGUGGGGCUGAUGUGUUCAAUAAGCACAAAUAUACUGAAAUGCUUGUUAGACCCUUUUCUCCACUCAUUCUAGUAUCUUGGUGUCUGUAAAUAGGAAGGAGGAAUAGGGUUUCUCCUCCUCCAGCUUCUUGCCACUGCUGAACCUCAAGCACCACGAUGCGUUCAGCUUCGCACUGCUGACCUGUGCUGGGGGAAGUCCUAACUCCACCGAGACCCCUGCAAGGCAAGGCAAGGCUAUCACAUAUUUCACCAAGCCUGGAUUUCUCCCCAGAAUUUUAUUUUCCUGACAGCAUUUUCCACUGGCCCAGAUUCCCUGUUUCUGAACAUAUUUCCUCCUCUCAGUUACAACCUAUGAGAUAACUCCAUAUGUAGCAAAUCUUUUUCUAGCCCUCAGCUGAAGCGCAGACCUGAGGGUGUCUGUCUACCGAAAAGCAAGUCGGUAAUUUUCCACGAUUCUCUCUCCAUGUAAUGCCACCCCCCCCAAGAAAAACCUUCCAAAUUCCAGCUCCAUUGAGUACUAAUCCUAACCAUGAAGACAGUUACAUUUCAUGCAUAUAAAUUAUAUAUCCAGCAUAAUUAUACUAAAUGGGCAUGUUGUAUAUCUGAUAUAAUGCUAAUUAGAUACUGUAUAUUUGUAAAAUCUUUGAAAUGUAUACUCAUGGGUCCAGAAUUUGUGAGGGUUUUAUCUUUGGCUUUCUAGCCAGAGUGGGCUUUGCUUUAUUUUUUAUUGAUUUUGCGUUUGUUUUGGAUAUUUUUUUCCUUGCGUUUGUUUUCCUAUCAAAUUCUGUAGAAUGAACUUGCACUAGAACAUCCUUCUGUGGCCAAAAAGGGGUCUCAGAAGGUUUUGAAGGCCAACCAGACCCAGUGCUGUAACGGUUACUACUGGACACUCUCCAGCACUCACCCUCCAUGCUGUGCGCUCCAAGCCCCACCACAUUCCCACACCCAUGCUGCCAAUCCGAAUGGCAGCCAUGCUCCCUCCUCCUUUGUGAUACCCGAAUUCAGGCUGCAGACAUUCUUGUUCAGCACCUCUCUAUCGCUGUCUUACAUUCCUGCACUAUUUUCCUUCAUGGCUCUUCAUUAAACUGUAUUUAAAUUAGCUCUGCCCUUCUUCCUGCCCUCAGAUACCUCCCACCUCCUGGCCUUAAGGAUGUUCCCAGCUCAACACGUCAGCCCUGUAGCACACAAUGAUUGCAGGCUUGUUGCAAGCUCGAGUCUUGUGUGAAGGCUUAUAGUGCAAUAUUAGGUUUUUCUGGUGCAGGGUACGCAGGAGGAACAUUCUGUCUUCCCCCAGUGGGAUUUAGAGCUAGACCUCAGUGGGGUGGCCAUGUGGCCUUUCUCUUUCCCAGACUGUCCUGGGGCUGCUGGUCCUAACUCAUGAGCUUUCUUCUGCCCCACCUGAUGGAGACUGUGUUCAGAAAGGACUCCCAUCUGUGAGAAGUACUGGGGCUUUGUUUGACGGAAACUGAGCUGGGCAGGAAUAAAGAAGAGUUUCCAUUGUUCGGAUCGUCAUUACCACACCGCCUCGGGCCAACUCAUUCUGGGCAACAACCCAAAUUGCCUAUGGAUCAGGGUGGCCGUUCAUGACAUGGGAAGGAUGUGAGAGAAAAAGCUCGCACCUCAUGUCCUGACCCCUUCCCUUGAUGGACACUUCUCUCCCCUGACUACCUCCAAGCUCCUCAGCUCAGUCACUGGAUAUUUCUUCACAGAAGGAGAUCCCUGUGGAAAUAUUGCCCUUGCUGACCUUCCCACAGACUGCAGCUUGUGACUCUUGAGAAGAGAAAAGAAGCGCAUAUGGCUGAUGGGGAGGCAGUCCCUGCUGAGAUUGUGGGGCUCUUCCAUUCUCUCUUGGCCCAAGAAAAGCCAGGAUCUUCCCCUCUGCAAGCAGGGAGACGUGAACACUGUGGGAGAGGAGAGUCCACCCAAGAGUCUGCAAGAGUUGAGGUGGCAGAGGUGGAGGAGAAGAAGUGAGCAUGUGAGGCCACUGGUAGGUGAACACUCCUCUCUUUCCAUUUCCAUAGCUGUAUGUCUCGGGCUCUAGUCUUGAUCUAAAUGUUCUCUUCAUGAGCUAAGAAGCUGCUGGACGAGAUGCAAAUAUGGAAAUUUUCACUCAAGUAGCCGAUGCAGAUGCUGUGCUCCAGGCUGUUUGACCUCAGAGCCUUCUCACGUUCUAACAAAUAUCACAGGCGCUCUGCUAACUUGUCCUACUUGGGCAAUAAUCCUCCAAAGCAAUCUUAGCCCUACUUCCUCAUCUUUUGCAUCCACUCAACGGUUUCAAGCAGAUGUAUCCCACAAGAGCCACCAAAAAGCCUUUCUAGGCCAAAUCCCUUCAGGAACUCUGAUACCACCAGAGAAAAUUUUCAGCAGAUUUCUUUGGGAAAGCAUCAUAUCUUGGAUGACCACAAUUUGUUCCUGGACACCAGGUGUUCCCAUGGCUUGCUUUGUGUGCUGAAAUGGGUUGAUAGCUAAAGCAGUGGCAUUUCAGCACACACAGGUGUUCUCACAUCAUUUUUACUUCUUCUUCAUUCUAAGAGUUUGCUACUGAAAGGACACUUAGUCCAGGACGUUCCCCGUGGUCAAUAUGUGAUGAUGGCAGCACGUUUGUAAUAUGGUAACACAUUCAUACUCCACAGAGGCAUUAUGACAGUUCAUAUCAUGUCUAUAGAGUGCUUUGAGACCCUCCUACAACAGUAGAACAGUAAAGCAUUUUUAUGAAUAUUAUUUGUCACCAUUGUCCUGGCACAUCCCAUCUGAUGUGUUGCAAUCCAGUGUCCAUCCAGAAUGUGAGUGCUGGGAUCGGGUGAUGCGGUUUCCUAGAUUUCUGAUUGCUCUCCUUCUGGUCAGGGUCCUUAGGAGGCAGCGGCUCUAAGGGAUGCUGUCAUCUGCACUUUGACCUUUCUGCUUUCUUCUCUUCAUGUCUGAGUCGCCAUAACACUCUGCACUCAGGAGAAAAGUGGGAAGCAGUCACAUUCCUCUGUACAGUAAAAUAUAAUCCGCCUUGAUUAGUCUAAUAUACUCAGAAGAAUUAUCUGUCUUUUUCUCCAACCCACAGGUGGAAACACACAUCUGUGUAGCUUCUGGUUCCCAGAGUGCAUGAGCAGGGACUGGAGGAGGGUGAUGUAGAAGAGCUUGUAUGAUUUCCUACAAACUGAUAAUUAUUUGCGUUCCCCAAGCAGCAACACUGAAUAGUGAGCUGCCCUGGGGUUUAUAUAACUCUCUCAUUAGUACGGAUACAUGUAUGUAUAUGUGUAUACACACACAGACAUAGUUAUACAUACAUGCUCUAAAAGGCAGUCAUUAAGUUCUGACCCACCCUGUACCAAUCUAAGCUUCCAAACUGUAUGGAACCACGCUUUGAAAUGUGGGAAACUAUUUUUAAUGAUCCUCGUAGAUCACCACAUGGAAUGGAAAUCUUGUCAUAAGAGGUUUCUAAUGCCAGUAAAUCACAUUUUAAGGAAAAUUGAAAUAUUUUUCAAUGUUUUAAAGUUCCUUUUAUAAAUGCUGAUCUGUUAUUUGCAGGUUGGGGUGGGUGGGUGAGAAGAAACAGGGACAAUUACCUGGGAGUAAGCCCUCCUUUCCUGGCCUAGAUUUAAUUUCUGCCAGUUGCAAAGUUGGUACUACCAACCCAAGCUUCCCGCAUGCAUCUUUCUGUUCUUGUGUCUAGCAGAAGCAUUGCCACCAAGAAUCUACAAGAGCUUGGCAUCAAGUUUUUGUAAGAGAUGGGUAGUUUCUGGUAGCUGGGAAGCUGUCUUCACCUUGUUCCACCACAGCAAACAAAACCAUCAUGAAACAGGGUAACUUUAGUCGUAUUUGAAGUAAGUGUUCUGAUUUGUGACCAAUUUGCCAUCUUCAUUUCAUGUGAUGGAGAAAUAGCUUGUCUUAGUUUUGUUUCAGAUUUAGUGCUUAAUCUUAGAAGGAGGGACUCUGCUGGAAUAUAUUUACCACCGGUUUCAUGUUCAAGUGUAUUUCAGAGGAGUGAGAAGAUGGUAGAAAGGAGGUUAAAUAUUUUCAUAACCAGUGUUGUUAGCAAUAAGCUUGCAUGGGGCUGCUUCUUAGAGAGCGGCCACUUGUGUGUUCUAUGUCCACAAGCGGAUGGUAGAAGGUAUCAUUCCCAGCCUCUCUUAGCUGGUUCAUGGCUGUCAAGGAGGUGCCCUCACCAAGCUCAAAACCCAGCUGGAAAAACCAACCUACGCUUCACCCACUGGGGGCAACGGGAGAGUUGGACGAUCCUGUUCAGUCCUGUUAGCGUAAAUGUGAAAGAGAUCUCUGCUCUCAGCAGCGAGCAAAGUGGCGUCUUGUGUCUCCACUGUGACUGCACGAUGUUCGGGAAGUCUCCAUCCCCAUCACCUUCUGCCACAGGGAGCGUGCUCCACACCACCCUGCCCCUCUGCCCAUGUGCUUCGUACCAGCUCCCGACCUUCUGUCUGCAAAACCGUUCGACAUUUUUUGUAGCAAGAAUUUCUUGGCUCUGAGAAAGACACUUCUUACUGUAAUAUUUUUAGUUUUGGGGGACAAUAUUUCCUAAGAGGGGUUAAGUGGAUAUUUUUGUGCUUUAGCCCAGUUUAUGGAUUCCAUGUUUAUUAUACGGUAGUACUGAAAAGGAAGUACAUUUGUAUCUGUAACUUUGCACAGACUCUUGGUUAACCAUUAAACAAGCUUCAAGAUGAGCAGUAUUUGACUGUUUUUCUCUGUAUUAUUCUUGUUGUAAUACUUACCUGUAAAAGCACAUUCUGUAUGUACUGUAAACAAAAAUAUUAUCAGUUUAGUAAAAUUUAGAGUCUUAAGGGUUUUUCCACUUUUGUCAGUAACUAUUUAUGGAUUAAAAAAUAAAGGCAAUUUC